AAACAAAGAAACUUAAAUAUGUCAGUGGCUGAGGAAAACAUAAAGAAGUGACCCCAUUGAAAAAAAAGAAAGAUAUAUCACUGCAUUUGGGAUCCAUCUAGAAAAUCAUGUUGAUGGGGGCAUCAGUCUCUUGUGGUUAUCAUUUUAUUCCCUUGUUUUUACCAAUGUUCGGGUGCUAAUGCUAGAGCAAUUUUGUGUCCCACAAGGAUAUAGGCCCUCUGGUGAUUUUCAGAGCAUUAAUCCUAGCCAUUGCAUCUAAAGCAUGGACCCCCAUUUGCACGAAGCCGCAAGACUGGGGAGUGUCCCACUCCUAAAUGCCAUCACCACCGAUUCAGACCAACAAAUACUCUACUCUAUAACUCCCGAAAUAUUGAACAAUGCCCUACACAUCGCAGCGAGACUGGGACACGUAGAUUUCACCAAAGAGAUCUUGGGCCGAUGUGGGGCCCGUCUCAUGCAAGCUAACUCCACAGGUGACACUCCUCUACACUGCGCCGCAAGGACCGGACGGCUCAAUGUAGUUGAAAUCCUAUUGAAUUGGAUUGUGAUGGAAGAAAGAAAUGUGGAGCUACUUCGCAUGACAAACAAAGAAAAGAACACAGCAUUACAUGAAGCGCUGAGGAAUCAGCACGAGAAUGUGGCCGUGAAGUUAUUAGAAUCGGAUUUGAAAUUGGCUUAUUUGGUUAACGAAGCAGGUGAAUCACCAUUGCAUAUGGCUGCCAGAGAGGAGUUGCUACAAGUUGUUGAAAAAAUUUUGGACAUUGAGCCAUCAGAUGAAAAGACAAACAUGGUACGAAUACGAGACGCCCAUGGCCGAACGGCCCUGCACUAUGCAGCAUGCCAAGACAAUUCUACCAUAGUUGAAAAGCUGUUGAGCGUCAACCGUUCCCUAGCUUACAUCUUAGACAACAUUGGCUACUCAUCUCUUCAUGUCGCAGCUGCUUCUGGCUCCCCAAAGGCGAUUGCUGAGCUACUUAAACAGUGCCCGGACGCUAGCGAGCAACUGGAUCCAAGUGGGAAGAAUGUGUUUCACAUUGCUAUUAUGCACCACAAGAAUUCCACUGCUCGCCGUUUAUUAUGUAUGGCGGAGCUUGAGGGGAUGAUAAAUGAGCCUGAUACAGAUGGAAAUACCCUUCUUCAUCUUGCUAUCAAGAUGUAUAAUAAACAAUUACUGUUGUUGUUAAGGGACAGAAGGGUGGACGCGACGAUUGUCAACAACGAUGGUCACACCGCCCUCGAUCUUUUGGAAUUGGACCCAUGGUAUGAAGAACUUCAGAUGAUAAUCAUGAACUGCCGAAGAUAUCGUCAUGUGAUUAACCGCGGAGGGCGGAAAGUACCUAGCCAAAUCCGCAAAACAAGACCAGAAGAUAUGCCCAAAUGGUAUGAAGACUGCAGAGCCAGGAUUAACAUAUACACAUUGGUGGCUGGACUCAUCGCCACAGUCACCUUCACCGCUGCUUUCACAAUGCCGGGUGGGUACAAGAAUGAUGGCCCAAAUCAAGGCACUGCAGUGCUCAUGAAGCAAUGGUCAUUUAAAGCUUUCUUGCUCUCCAAUACAAUCGCAUUAUGUUGCUCGCUCAUCGUAGUUGUGUGCUUCAUCUGGGCACAGAACUAUAACAAGUGGCGCUUAGUGACUACAAUCUUGUGGGGCCAUCGGUUGACAUUCGCCGCAUGCGCGGCGCUGAUGGUUUCAUUCAUGGCAGCUGUGUAUGCAGUGGUUGCACCAGAUUGCAUGUGGCUAGCCAUUAUGGUCUUGGCCUUUGGUUUUAGUACGCCAUUCUUUCUCUAUCUUUUGAUUGGUCGCUCAAUGUGGCUCAUUCCUAUGUAGCAAGGUGUUUCGUGAGUGGGAAAUUAGAUCAGUGGCCCACUAUGAGAAGCCAGUUUGAUGCAUGUGAUUGAAUGGAUGAUGCAAUCCCACUGUUUGGUACGUAAACCAUCCUAAAAAGUAACUAUAAUUGCGAGCUGUCCAAAAUUUAAUUUAUUUUUGCUUAUAAACACAGCAGUACAUUGUUGGUGCGCAAUGUUUAUAGAAUAAGCUUA
Molecule: messenger RNA, 2040 nt
Organism: Magnolia sinica
Lineage: Eukaryota; Viridiplantae; Streptophyta; Magnoliopsida; Magnoliales; Magnoliaceae
Product: ankyrin repeat-containing protein At2g01680-like
Exons: 3
Coding region: 263-1828 (521 amino acids)
Cellular component (GO): plasma membrane
Molecular function (GO): protein phosphatase 1 binding; protein phosphatase regulator activity
Source: RefSeq, a predicted model, not a curated record